Poecilia reticulata (guppy) is the source of this 795-nucleotide messenger RNA. It is a transcript of the gene nop16, whose product is annotated as NOP16 nucleolar protein homolog (yeast). Gene Ontology annotation, biological process: ribosomal large subunit biogenesis. Gene Ontology annotation, cellular component: nucleolus. Lineage: Eukaryota; Metazoa; Chordata; Actinopteri; Cyprinodontiformes; Poeciliidae. The record is from RefSeq and is a predicted model, not a curated record.
ACGCAAGCACGUGCUUCCUGUUUCCAGCUGCACGUUCUAUGUGUACCUCGGUAGUCCAGUGCUGCUCCGUCUCAACUUUUCACAUUUGAAAAAUGCCGAAAACCAAACAGUCGAAGAGAAGAAAGCGGUUUGACUACAACACGGACCGGAAGAAGCUGAAGAAGAAGUUUCUAAAGAAGACCAACCCGAGGAUUGAACAUGCUCAGAUCAGGAAUGCCUGGGACAACAACAAAUCCAUGGCCAGGAACUUGCAGGAGAUGGGUCUGUCGUUUGAUCCCAACCGUACUUUGCCCAUAAAGAAACAGACACUCGUCGGAGGAGACACCGAUGACAGAAGACCUGCCCACAUCGUCACCAAACCUUACAUCCUCACCAAGCUGCAGGAGGAGGCCAGCCUUCAGGAGAAGGACUCCAAGACGUUGUCGUCCGACCUGAUCGAGUACGUCCAGCACAUGAUCCGAGAACAUAAGGACAACUACAAGGCGAUGGCUCGAGAUGAGAAGAACUACUACCAGGACACACCCAAACAGAUCAAGAGAAAAAUCAAUGAGUACAAGCGCUGCCACCCGCAGCACUACGAAGCCUUUGUCAACUCACUCGCUACUCCGGAGGCCAUGGAUCAGUAGAGCCAUCAGGUCUGGGACUGAACACCAGAGCCACACAGCCCGCUGUUUGUUGGAAAAUCUGAUGAACAAGCAGAGACUCUGUGUUUAUGCUUUUUCUGUUUGUAGUUUUUCUAUUUUGUUCUUGCUUCUUAAAAACUGCUUUUUAAUUUAUCAUAAAUGGCUCAAAACC